This is a messenger RNA of Lagenorhynchus albirostris (white-beaked dolphin), 2442 nucleotides long. RefSeq names its product BCL2 like 15 (gene BCL2L15). Gene Ontology annotation, biological process: regulation of apoptotic process. Gene Ontology annotation, cellular component: cytosol; nucleus. The record is from RefSeq and is a predicted model, not a curated record. NCBI's taxonomy places the organism in Eukaryota, Metazoa, Chordata, Mammalia, Artiodactyla, Delphinidae. Bases 1 to 492 code for a protein of 163 amino acids. The transcript has 4 exons.
AUGAAGAGCCCCCAAACCUUUGAGGAGCAAACGGAAUGCAUUAUAGACUCUCUACUCACAGACUUCUUAGGUCCCACUUGUCAGGUUGCUAACCGGACCCUACGUUGUGCAGACGAAGUAGAUUCAGGAGAGGUCUUCUCUUUUGAUGUGGCCAUCAUUGCUGGUCGCCUUCGGAUGUUGGGUGACAAGUUCAAUGGAGAAUUGGAAGCUUCUGCCAAAAACAUCAUCGCAGAAACCAUUCAGGGACAGGCAGGAGCUAUACUUCAGGACACAGUUAAUUCUCUCAGCAAGGCCUGGUGUGCCCAGGAUUCCAGCUUGGCUUAUGAGAGAGCCUUUCUGGCAGUGUCAGUGAAACUUCUUGAAUGUGUGGUCCGUAUGACUCCUGAGAUGGCAAGACAGGUGGCUACGCCCAUGACAAAUAUGAUCAUUGGGAACACUGCCAUCCGAGAGUAUAUCCAGGGCCAGGGAGGUUGGGAAAAUCUGGAGAGCUGAAGAAGAGGUGGAGCUGUUUUCCAGCCUGAAAAACUUUGAUCUUCUUUGACUGAUCGGGUGAUAGAUCUCUGGCAAUUAAAACAGAAACAACCAAAUCAAAACCUUCUUUCUCUUGGACAGAACUGAACUUAGCUGAAUAACCUGUUUUCUACUGAUUGUUAAAGUUAGGAGCAGCUCCCAGAGGUCUGUAGAGAUUUUAUACUUUCUGUUUUUACAUGAGUUUUAAUGAGGUUUUGUUGAAGCAAAGACCUCCAGACUUAAAGUAGUGGCUCAUCAGUAGUGGAAUUCCAGGCAACAGGGCAGGCAUUUGCUGGAGAUACUGUGGGGAAAAGGGAACACACAGUAAACCAUUCCUUCAGAUUUAGUCCUGUCCUCUGGUAAGGAUCUUGUCUACUAAUUUUGCAGUCUAAAGGGUUUCAGGGAGAUCUUUGGUUAGAAAACCUUGUUAUUUUAAGUUGAGGAUUUUCUUUUAAAUUCAUAACCUAAAUCUCAUAUUAAUUUCACCUGAGCCAACUUACUUUAUGUAUUUUCAAGGCUGGAAGCAAAAAAAAUAGCACUUUGUUCAUCUGCUCUUCUACUAGGAAGGCCAAAGAGCAAUAAAACAGUUGCUGCAUUUUUAUUGCCACAGGAUGCAGGAAGUGCUGGCCCACUUCGGGGACAGUAGGGCCAUCCCAGCUUAGAUGAGGCUAGCUACAUACCACAGUGUUUUUCAAAGUACAGUUUACAUACCACUUGCAUGUGACCUUAUAUGUUGCUGAUUUCCAGGCCCCAUCCGCUAGAGAUUCUGAUUCUGUAGGGGAGGGCUGGGGCCCAGGUUCCUAACUUUUUAAUCAGAUCCACUGGUGAUUCUAAUAUACACAUAAAUUUUGAGAACUGUCACUUUAGAGCAAGGGUUGGGAAAUUAGAGCCCACAGGCCCAAUCAGCCCACCGCUUUUAAAAUUUUUUUUUGUAAAGAAAGUUUUAUUGGAAUGCAGCUACACUCACUUGUUUACAUAUUAUUUAUGGCUGUUUUAGCAUCGCAGCAGCAGAGUUGAGUAGUUAUAGCAGACACCAUAUAGCCUGUCCUGUAAAGCUUAAAAUAUUUACUAUCUGGCCCUUCAAGUUUGCAGACCCCUCCUCUAAAGCUAAAUGAACAUUUCUCCUUGUGUAAUUUAAACUCUGUUGCAAUCAUGAUAAUUCCAAACAGAGCUGUAGAUAGGGUAACUCCUUUUUCAGAAUUUCGUCUGAGUGUUUGUUAGUUUUUGCAUAGUCCACACUUUCUUUAGAACCUUUGGCAAAAGGAGCUCUAUGACUCCUGAGAAUUCGAUAGAAGGUAUACAUUUCCCUGGCCCUGCCACAAGUGAUUGGAGGUAAAACAUAUGGUUUCUAUGGUCUGUGUAUCUCAUAGCAGUUCUUAAUAAUCUCAUAGAUUAGUAAGCAGUCAUCAAAUAGAGACUUUUUCAUCUCUAAGUCCCCAAACCAGACGAUUUACCUGAACAUCAAGAAGAAAAUCACUACUAAAGCAUUACUAUACCUAUUUUUCUAAGAGAGGCGUUAAUGGCUUUGGCUAAAGUUUAACAAAGUUAACCACAUCCCCUCCCUUCACCCAGCCAGCCAUCUGGCUCCCCUAGAUACACAGAAAUAAAGCUGUAGUGCUGUUAAUGUAUUCUGACUUUUUCAAGUUAUGCUAUUUCCUCUAUUCUUCGAUAAAUCACAAUUAGGUUAGUAAUCCAGAAAUGAGAUUUCAUGUUUCUCUUUAGUAGAAAUUAUCUGUUUUUGCUACCAAUUUAAGACACUUGAUGUAUUCCUUUGUCCCUUACAUUACUGUAAACUCAGCAUGGUGAGUUUUGUGGUAUUUGACCUCUUAAGUGAAAUCAUUAUUUUCACUUUGACUAAUGCUGUUCUGUUCCUGAAAUAAAAUUCUUCUCUCUAUGCAUUUGAACUAAUUCUCAGCAAGUGUAAUCUAAAUU